UUUAAUAUUAUCUCCGAAUGACAGAGUCUGGUAUAGUAUUGGAAGGCGAUAAAUUGGAACUAUUGGAAAAGAUAUUGUUCGUUAAAUAGGUAAAAUGCUUGGAAGAAGAUAAAAAGGCUGUAGAAUUCGUACUGGUUGAGCACUUCUUUGGAUUAAAUGCGUGGAAUUUAAUGGAUUAAUGAAACGCAAAGAUUUGGCGUGCUUUUCCUUUUCAUAGAAAAACAAACUAAACCAAGACAUGUGGCCGAAGGUGCACAAACAUCUUAUUACCAUUACAUCUCUAGGACUGCCUCUACUUCUCUUAACGAUAGCAGUAACAUCAUUACCAACUGCCAAAGGGCUUUCACAUUCAGGUAUUCCACAGAACAUUACUUGCAAAAGUAACACCGACUGCCAAGCAAUUAAUGGAUCGAUUUGCCAAGACAGCAUCUGCGCAUGCCCGGAAGACAAGCCUGCUUUCGUCAAUGUGACCAUCAACGCGACAGUCAGUGAAGGUUACUGUUUAGAUUCAUGGAACACGACGGGGGCCAACUGCAGCUUCAGCGAGCAGUGCGACUACGACCACGGUCUCUGCGCGAAUGACGUCUGCGCAUGCGAGAGGAGAUUCACGUCAUCAGACGAAGGCGUAUGCCAACCCGUCAAAAAAAGUGAUCUGAUACCCAUAGCAGUGGGUGCGGCACUGGCUGCCAUUGUGCUCUUAACGCUGGGCGCUUAUUUCUGGAUGUCGAGGAAGAAAAAGUGAAAGAUCAGCCUGCCUUUUUCUCUCACA
Messenger RNA from Uloborus diversus, 769 nucleotides. RefSeq lists its product as uncharacterized. The transcript is spliced from 5 exons. NCBI's taxonomy places the organism in Eukaryota, Metazoa, Arthropoda, Arachnida, Araneae, Uloboridae. Bases 239 to 742 code for a protein of 167 amino acids. The record is from RefSeq and is a predicted model, not a curated record.